Molecule: messenger RNA, 4125 nt
Organism: Protopterus annectens (West African lungfish)
Lineage: Eukaryota; Metazoa; Chordata; Ceratodontiformes; Protopteridae
Exons: 5
Coding region: 1289-3817 (842 amino acids)
Biological process (GO): inhibitory postsynaptic potential
Cellular component (GO): postsynaptic density
Source: RefSeq, a predicted model, not a curated record
CUGAGAUGCUGUGAACAUCUUUAACAAGCACCACUAGUCAGGAGGAUGCAGACAGCUGGAAAACCCUGAUCGUCGGUUCCCUGAAGUCAUUCCCCAUGAUAACAUAAACAUGCACCGAUAAAUCAUACACAGUCAGGAACAGGCAUCACAUAAGGGCACAUUGCUUGGGUCCCCCCAACUCACACCCCUACAAAGAGAAACCAUGGACAUUAUACAUUUCUGCCUGGAAAUAUACUUCGGUUGGCAGGCUGAGGACUUAAAGAAGAAGGGAAGAUUAGCUUUGCUUGCUGAAGUUCAAAUGAAGGAGUACAAUUGUUAAGUUUUUAUCAUGCCCUGCUCUUAUACAGCUAUUUUCUGUAUUGGUGAAUCUAGUUAAAGCUAUACUGUGGAAAGGAAUCAUCACAAUGAGAAAAAGAUCCAAGUGACUUUGGCUUCAGGACGUUCUAACAGAUGAUUCCUCAGAAAAUCCUAAUCCUUUUACCUUAGUGAUUCUAUGUAAGACUGCUUUCUUCAUCCCUCUCUACUACAGAAGUUUAAGUAAAAUGAAAAUAAUCAAAGUAUUGAAGCAUCAUUAAAGGUUGUUAGAGAACCCAAAAGCCGUGGAAUGCAGCUAUAGUCUGUAUGUGCAAAACAGAAUUUAAAAAAAAAUGAGAAAAGAACUAAACUACAUGCCAGGGCACAGAUGUCAUAUUUCUUCAGCAGUACAGACCAUUGUCAUUGGCAGAAACAGGACCCCCUUGGGUGUCACCUCCUUGAGAAUACCUGACAUGAUUAGUUCUUCUGAAAGACAAGAGGCAUCUUGCAGGGUAGAGAAGAGACAAAGUACAGAAGGGAGUAACCCCAUUUAUUCUGUGCUUCGAGCCUGCCAUACUACUCUGGAAGUAUAAAGGCAUGUUGCUUUAGUAAAAUGCAAUUAUUCAUUUCUUUCAGUCAGAAAUAGAAGAUGACAGAUAAAUAGAGCAGGUGUAUCAGAUGCUGAUAAGAGUUCUAAGUAUAACAUACAUGCAAUGUGGAUGACGUUGCAUAUGGCCAGUUGCAAGGCAUUUCCAAAGGCAGUCACUGAUGUCAAAGAACUGCAGAUUAAAAGUCGCUUUCAGUAAUAUCCUAUAAUUUGGAUACAUGUUCUGCCCACAGACUGUAAAGAGAUUUGCUCAGAAUGUGCUAUCAGUUAAAACAGCACCAUGUGACCUUGACAGGAACCUAAUCAUUCAGACAAAUACAGACCUACUAAAGGGAUGGUCUGGUAGAAGGAUACAUUUUCCUUGGAAGACAGUCAAUUUGGAGAGAUAUGGUUAGCAAAGAAUCUAGUUAUUCUGUUGCUCAAUGUACAAACUCCAACCAGGAUAAAACCAUGACUGUGAGAUCUGUGUUGCUGAACAGGGACUCCCCAGACAUUGAAAGCCGUCUAAAACGAAGGCGAAACCGAACUCAACAGGUUCGAUUUAAAGACCUUGUAGAUGGCAAUGAAGAGACUUGUGAAAAUAGUACCACCAAAGAGUCCAAUAAAAGAAAUGAAAUGAAUGAAAAGUGUGCCUCAGAGCCUGUAAAUAACACACCAUUAAAGGAAGAUUAUGUUUGGAACCCUAUAGGAGAUCAAGAGGAAAAUUCUAACUGUAAUUCAAUGGGAAGAAUUCAAGUUUCAAGAAGAAAAUGGGGCCAGCAGAGGCCUUGCUCACUUACCCUUCCUAAUCCCAAAAAGGUCUGUAUGAGCACAGCAAUACAGACCUCCCCAAGCCUGCAAAAACAGUUUCCUGCUUUUCGAUUCAGAAGUAAAAGUAUGGGGGAUUUCGGAGAAGUAGAUGACCAUGGCCAGCUGGAGCUCUCAGACCAGCAUUUAGAGCACAAAGAUGAAGGCGGGGGAAUGGUACAUGAAGGAAAAUUGCACAUUUCUGAAGUAGGAAGUACUGUUAAUGUUGGAAGUUGCACGACUUCCAAUGGAGAUGGUGGAAUGUUGCACAGUUCAAUAUUUAGUGACUCAUCAGAUGGCGGAUAUCAGUGUAUGCCUAAUGACUGGCAUCACAAGAGCUUGCAUUCUGAAUGUGACAAGAAGGGCUUAGACUCCUGUAUGACUUUAGUUUGCAAUACUUCAAAUAGCAGUGAAAUAAAUUGCCUUCAUGAUGAGACAGCUAUGUCUGCUGCUUCUUUAACUAAUUUCAGGAGCACAAUGUUGCCUACACUUUUUGAAAAACAACACUGCUACGGGGGAAGGUCCACAGUCUCAGUCACAUUUUCUUCAUCACCAAAAUCCUCCCCAAACACUUCUGAGAAAGAGUGCAGUCCAAUGCAUGAAUCACAUAUUAAACACAUGAAUGGCCAUUCAUGUCUACCUGCAGUUCUCCAGGAUGCAUGUCAAUUAAAUCAAACGCAUUCAAAAGAGCAGACACUCAAAAGUGAGAGACAUGAUAUACAUCCACACAACAUAAACCUUAAUACAUUGCCAAAUAGAGAUGCACUGUCUGAUAAAGAACUGUUUUUACAAAAAAACUUUAAUUCACAACAGCAUCAAACUUCCCGUCAGAGACUUUUACAUGCAGAUAAUGUGCAAGAUUUUACCUGGCCAGAGACCAAUAAUGCCACCGAUGACAAGGUGCAAAGAGAAAAAGCACUUAUUCAUACAGGGUGCUAUCAAAGUCCCAUUUUACAUGUUACUGUAGGUUCAUUAAACUCACCAAGAAACAUCUCUGGAGAUAUAAAACUCUCCAGAAGUAAUUCUCUGUUGACAGGAUCGGAAGAAAGCCAAACAACACUAGAAAAUAAUAUUUGUUCUACUCCAUCAACAAAUACAAAUAACUCCUCAGAGAUGCAGCACAAAGCAGCACAAGCUAGCCAUUACAGCAUAGAUCCAACAGAUUUGACAGACACAGACAAAAGCCUAACUAUCAAUUGUAGCUCACCAGAUUUAAUGGCCAUAAAUGCAAAUCUGCAGCAGUCAAAAGAAACAGAGGUCAGCAGGUUACUACUGAGUCAUAUGGACAACUGCAAACCCGAAACAAGCAAGUUUAGUUUGCAUUGUGAAAACCAAGUCUGCUCAGAAAACAGAACAUUAGAUGGCAUUCGGCACCUGUGUAAUGAACUACACUCACUUCACUUGGAAAGUGCUGCUAAUGUUCCCAUGAUUAACACAGACAAAGAGCAAUCUAAUAGUGCCGAUGGAUUUGUUUCAGUAAAGCCAGACUGUGCAGUGCCAUCUGAUACAGCUGUUUCAGAUGCCUUUGCUGGAUCCUCUGACCAAGCAGAACCCUCAUGUAUAACAAAGGAACAAUCAGAGACCCUGAGGCAAGUGAAAGAUCUUUUGGAACUUGUUACAAGGACCAAGGAACAUGUAGAACAGUCAAGGGCUGAGGGCUAUUCAGUAUCUCAGGGAAACAGUCAUCAGAGUGGUAACGUGGAAGGAAACAGGAAGACUCAGCAUGUCUACUCAGCAAAACAUGAUGUCAGCAACAUGCAGACAAGGCUGCAGGCUAUGGAAGAUGUUCUGGAGACAAGCAAGCAGACGAUUAAAGUCCUUCUGGAUGUAAUUCAAGAUCUGGAAAAGAAGGAUGCUCUUAGAGAUGGGAGGCAUUCUUACCGAACAGGGCAGGACAUUGCAAACUGUGGAACAUGUCAAGAUUGUGCCUGCAUCAUAUACAGUGUGGAACAUGACUUCAGGCAGCAGGAAGGGCGGUUUCAAAGGGUUCUAAGUGUGAUCGAAUCAGAUUCAGGUCAAAGUUCAUCAAGGUCAAGUACCCCCAGCAGAAAAGAAGAAUCCCCAGUGCCAAAGGAAUCCCACAGGACUGAAUCCAAAAGAUCAAAAAGGAAAUGCUUUUGGUUUUUAUGAUUCCUGCACUCUUUUGAAGGAAAUGAUUAAAAAAGAAGACAAUAAACUGAAAGAAAAACAGAAUUUUAGAUGUAUUCUCCAAUACUACAUUAAGGAGUCACCACUUACAAUCAUACUAUUGAAUAUUUUGAACUUCUUUUCAUAUCAAUAGACUUCUCAAUUAUGUAGAAAAAUAUUUAUUUGGUGAACACCAGCUUUUUAUAUUUUUAAAUAAACUACAAAAAUUGUAAAUAAGAUAUAUUAAAUUAUUUGUGAAUGCUAUAUUUGAAAAUAUGAAAUAAAGUACACAAGAAAAUAUUUUAAUUAUA